CUCGAUCUUUAUUUACCUGUAGAAUAUAAAAUUAUAUUUCAGAAAUACAGCCAGAAGAAAUUUCAUACGUCGUGCUAUUGAAAGACUGGGAAAUUCCACCAAGCCAUUUGAAAUUACUGGAUAAAAAAUUAGGAGCUGGACAGUUUGGAAUGGUCAAAGAAGGUUUAUAUACAUCUUCUGAAAAUAGCAAUCCUGAGGUUGUUGCUGUAAAGAUGCUGAAAGGUAUUGACAUAAUUUUAAAAUCAUACUUCUGAGAAUAGAGUGGUAAACAAUGGGCAGAGAUUUUAUCAUUAACUUGCCGAAAAAGAUGCCAAUAACAAUUCAUUAAGGUUCUUACAGACCGAACGCGAUUCGACAACACGACGCGAAUUUUCAGCUUUUGAAAACAAAUAAAACCGUCAACGGAUAAAAAUUUUACAAGAUAUGCAGUCCAAAUAGCUAAAAUUGCUUAAGUGAUUCCGAAUAUUUGAAAAGCACUGAAAAAUAUUGAAGUUAAAUGUCAUUGAAAAUUGAAAAUUCGCGUCGCGUUGCCAAUUCGCGUCCGGUCUGUAUGGACUUUUAUGGCGAAGUAAUUACUUUAAUUAUGAUUUUUGGUGGAAUUAUAGGAUGGAUGUCGGUAGCUAAAUCUACGACAAUAUAUUUGUUAUUAUUAACAUUUACUCUUGAAGUGAAUAGUGCUUCACAUGUAAUUCGAUUGGUUGCUCAGGUCCGGAUAUCCUUGCACUAAUCAGAUUCUGACAAAACCAAAAUGGCUUCCCCGUUCAUUGCGCAACAAACCAAACGGCCAAAUAUUUUUUUGGUAAACGAAGCUGUUGUUUUGCCAAACACAAAAAAGACUAAAGAAGUUUUGUUGAACAGUGUAUAAAAGCAAUGCAAUCUUUAAUUAAAGCUAUUUCUAAUGAAUAGUAUUACUAAAAGCAAAUUACUAAAAGGUGAAUUAUACAAUUGGUUUAAAAAAAACCCGUUUGUUUGUUUUUUAUUAUUUUUGUUUUGUUGUGGUAUAUGCUAAAACAAUUAUUCACCUCAUGCAGUGCCGGUGAAUGGCGUAUUCGGUUCGCGUUUCGGAGAAAAUUGCUUCACUUCUACUUCGAUGACUAGUUGUUAAUUAAUAAUUAUUCUAGGCGAAAGGCAUAUUGGUGUUGGUGUAUAGUAUGUAUAUUGUAAAAUAUUGUUGUCAAAUGUACGAAUUUAUUCCUAUAUCAGCCAAAGCCAAACAAGGAUGUUUGAUUAAACUUAAACUGUAAUUUAAGCUUUAAUUAAAUUGAGCAAAAUGAAAGUGCACGCCAUAGCCCGAGGUGAUUUCUAAAUAUAGUCUUUAAUUAUUUUAAAAUCAUUUUAAGACCAUGUAAAUCCGUAAUGUAAGCAAACGCUUUGUUUACAUGUUGAACUCAUUGCUACAGUUGUAAAAUAUGAUUAGAUAUACAUUAUACUGAACUUUUCACACUUUUCUGAUUUGCUAUGCUUGUAAAUGAAUACAGACUAGAGAUUCAAUUAAAAAAAUUUCGAAAGGUGCCAAAUAUUAAUAACAUUGCAAUGGUCGUGUCCCGACCAUUGGAAUGUAACCCUGCCCGGAACGGACUUUACAUGGUCUUUAAUUGCAUCCGCAGAUAAUAUAAUGAUUGAGCCCGUUAUCGACAAGCCAUCAUUCUCUCCAUUCAUUGUACUGGAGUGGUAAAAAUUUACAUUAGGCCUUAAAAAAAUAGCUGUGGUUCCGGUUUCAUAUCGUGAAACAAUUAGGGUCGAUAGGUCAGAAAUAUUUUUUUUUAGUAUUUUUUUCAUUGGUUUGGCGGAUUUUGGGUGGGCGAUUUGCAGUAGAGGACCAAAAUCAAUAUUAACUCUAGAUGCGUCUUUCCUAUGGACGAACUAGGCAACUUGGUUCAAUAAUUAGUGUGACAACAGACGCCAUUUUGGCACGUUGUAUGAGCAGCCCGCAACCACCCUGAGAAAAUAGGCUCGCACGAUCAAUCGCGUUGAAAAAAUUAUAAAGUCGGCAGAAAAAAAUAGGGUCGGUCAGGAACCGAAACAAAAAGGAAUUUUUAGGCCUUACACUGUUUUAAAUAAAUCAAACUUUGCUCACAUUCCGCGUGCAUCAGCCUCUACAUUCGAUCUUCCUGUCAGACAAUAUGUCACAUUUUUAAAACAAAGCAGCUCCGUCAAUUAGGAGUCAGUUUUUCAAACCUGGAUUGCAGAUGACCAUAGCACCGACCUUGGUUUCAACGUGCUGCUUUGGCUUGUCAUCUUUUCACGCCUGCUUAUUGCGGAUUCAAGUAGACCGUGAAAUGCGAAUAGUUGUCGCGUUCGUUGUAACGGUUCCACGAUGACGUUUCUAGGCAGAUUUUCAGACGUUUCUAGGGCGUGGCUUCAACGUUUUGUUAAAAAGUAAACUCGUUUCAACAUUUUUGUCAUUCUAUAUUAGUUGCUUUCAUCAACAUGUCUUUUGUUCAAAUAAAAAUAGAAUAUGAUUUAUACUGUUCGAACAAACGUAUAACGCCAAUCUUUUUAAACGAAGAUAUAAUUUUCAUGAAAUAUUUUUUCAUAAAUAUUUUUAAGCCAGGAUUUUGAAUGACGUUCCACAUUUUCGCGAUCAAAAGUGGAAUUACAACGUUUAAAUUUUGAAAAUAAACGUUGAAGCCACGCCUUAGAAACGUCUGAAAAUCUGCCUAGAAACGUCAUCGUCCAACCGUUAAAAGUAACGCGACAACUAUUCGCAUUUCACGGUCUACCUGAAUCCGCAGUAUUUAAACUUUGUAGCAAACAAAUCUUUUGCUGAUCGUGACAAGAUUUCUGGGAAUGCAUUUUCAAGUUUAUAAACAAUUUACUGGAAAACAUGUCAACCCAGGUUUCAGCUAAGUAACGGCUUCAACAGCCGGCCUUUUCGAUCACGUUGCAUUGCGCUCUCAUAGGGAUUAAUCUCUAUUCUAUAUUGACAGAUUUGACAAUUGAACAAGUGAUUUCACCAUAAUCAAGUAAAUUGCUGCGAACAGCAGCUACCUGCACGAGUUUGCAAGUUAAAGUAUUUCGUUUGUACCCAUAUAAUGAUACAGCAAAGGAUACAAGGCGAAACUAUAGACAGUUUUGUCAGUUGAACUCCACGCUAACGGUCUUUCCUCAAAGGGGGAUCUCCUUCCAUUAAAUUAUAUUCCCUGCUUGAAUCUAUUAAAACAAUCAUUAUAUAACAAAUGCAUGCAAAACCAUAUCCACAAAAAAAUAGACGAUAACUUAAAGUGCGUAUGACACGAAAUUUCACACCAGAUGCUUAUGAUUGCAUUGUAAAGAUCACUUAAAAUGACUUAAUAAUUUAUUUUAUAGAAUUUUGGUAACUUGCUUCCUUCGCAAGAUAUUCAAGUUUGUUUCAUUUGCAAAUAAAUUUCACAUCGCAUAAUGACAUUUUGAAAACGCAAUAAUAAUAGGUAAAAACCUUGAUAAAAUAUUUUUACAAACUGAAAUACGGAGAGUUAAUUACCGGUUGUGAAAUUAGUACAUAUACAAGUGCAAUUAUUAUGUUUUUUAGAUACGUAUUCGUCAAGAAAACUAUACUUUUCUGAAAACUCAUUAUGCGAUGUGAUGUCACACCGGUGAUAUUUGCAUAUGAAACAAAGUUGAAUAUCUUGCGAAGGGAGCAAAUUACCAAAACUAUAUAAAAGAGGUUAUUAAGUUAUUUUAAGUGAUCUUUACUGGGUGAUAUUUCUUGAUUGGGGUGAUAUUUCGUGUCAUGGGCACUUUAAGCUCGCAAAAUAAGUGGAUUAUGUACGUCUCCGCAGCAAUUCUUAUGUUUUCUUUUUACAAAGAAACAUAUUAUUUAACAAUGUUUCCAUUGAUUUUCAGAUAAUGCAAGGGAAUCUGACCUGUCCGAUUUAUUGGCUGAAUUGGAAAUCUUGAAAAAAAUCAACAAAGCACCACAUCCAAAUGUCAUAAGAUUUAUCGGAGGUUGUUCAUUAGAAGGUAACCCGAUAAACUAUACUGUGCAUCCACCAGGCGAAGUUUCUGAUAAGCCUAUUCAUGAAACAAAUCUUAUUACUAUACGCUCACAUCUAGUGCCAUUGACCAAUCACGGGUCUUCAAUAGCGUCACGUGCAUGCCCGAUAUUUACGAUGUAGAACCGUUCAUAUUGGACAGUAACUUAUCGUGGCAUUUUUCCUGGUUUAUCAAACUUUUUCAGAUGUUUGACAGUUUUAAACACAAAACCAACGUUAACGCAAAGUAAUGAAAAUAAUUUGAGACAUAUUAUGACUGGGCCCAGAAGAAUCCAAUAUGAAAUAUUGUAAAUAUAUAGAAAAUGGCUAUCAAAAGGUAUCGAUGUGACAUGAAGCCGUUCUUAUACUGCUAAUUUCAUUUCUAUAUCAACAUGUUCGCUAUUACAGUAUUACAAUUAUAUUGAUGAUUUUUAACCUAUAGACAAGAAGAACGAAAUUCACUUACCAUAUAUACCAGGAAAGAGCAUCUUAAAAUGAGUAAAACUGCAAAGAUUGGUUGCUAAAUGUUGUAAAAUGAAGAAAAUAUAGCCUGCGAAGUUUGAAAAUUAUGUAUAUAUUUGUAUAUAUCACGGUCCACUAGAGUAUAUGUACAAAGUCUAAUUAUAUAGUCAAUUAUUCGGAGACCCUAAAUGGGAGAGGCGCAAACGAGACUCGAAGAACCAUGCAAGGCACCUGCCCCGACUUAGUAAAAUUUACUGUUCUAAAUGAAAAUCUAUACUGUUCUAGUAAACCUCGGAGGUGCAUACGCCUCAUAAAUUAGAUACUUUUUUAUAUGUACUACUUUUUUAUCUAUAUACUACUUUUUGAUACUCAAAUAAUAGAGAAAAGUCUCACAGUAACAUUUCAUUUAUAAAACCUGACUUUCACAACUUAUCUACAGUAUGCUGCAUUUAUAUAUUUUAUCCUCGAUAUUAAUAGCCUUCUGAGUUCUGACUGUCUUCCAAUAUGCAAAUUUGUUGUGUAAAUCAAAAUUCAUUGCUAAAUCUCAAUCAAGAUACGCCGAGUAUUUACAUGUGCCUGCAGGCGCGCAUCUUGUUUGCUUAUAAUUAAAUAUUGUUAUGCUGCCUAAAACGAAAUAAAAUUGACAUAUCACAUUAAAUUUACCUUAUUGCACUCUUCAGGAUAAAGAUCUCGGCGCCAAUGCUUCUACUUAUACAGUUGAAGUAGUUCAUGCUACUCAUUGCGCCUAGCAAGUGCUCAAACGAACUGUCCGAUAUAUAUAUGGUCGUCCUCCCAAAGUCAGCCACCAUUCUUGUGAGACAUCUAAAUCAUUCACCGCAAAUGCGGAUUGAACCGUUUCGUAAAUACCACAAGGAACAGCAGAUAUUUCCGAAUGUAGGCGAAAGAUAUACGUCCUUGUAGUCGCACUCUCUUGUAUUUACAUUAAUAUUACCAACAUUGAUUGCAAGUGGCUGACCUGAUUUGGAGAUUUCAAUAAUAUUCCAUCAAAUAACAGGAAUGAACGAACAUUAAAUUAUACUUAUUGUGAGGAUUAUACUAUUUCCUAAUUUCCACUCGUGUUGAUAUAUAACUGUAUGACAACACGGAAAAUGUUUUAUAUUUGUUAAAUGGUUUACGUACAUGUAGUCUACUGAACAUAACUGGGUCAAAUAUUUUCAUUCAUACAGAUAUAAAACUUUUUAUAAUACUUCGUGUUUUGCAACUUUACUACCUUAGGGAAACUUCUAGUGGUAACAGAGCUCUGUCCAGGUGGAAAUCUACAAAAGUUCCUAAGAAACAAUCGAGUCGACUAUGCCAAUAUAACAUCAACGUUAAACCAACGCCAACUGUUGAAAAUGGCUGUCGAGGUGGCAAGUGGAAUGGUCCAUCUUUCUUCUCAGAAGGUAUUUACAAACUGAUUUACAACCUGAAACUUCCGCUCUGGCUUAGGAAUAUCUUAUUAGUUGCAUGAUAUAAUUAAUAAUCAAAAGCGUUAGUAUAAAGGACGCUUUAGUUUUAGAAGUAAGGCUGAAACUCAUUUAAUUUACCCAAACACGAUACUAAAUAUUAUUAUUUGACGUACUUGUCUAUACUACCCUUUAUUGUGAUAUUACUUUCCCAACCACUCAUGUUUAUCCUAUUCCAUCAUUGUCAACUAUCGUGGGGGAGAAGCGCGGAGUAAGACAUUUGGUACUUUUCACAUGAGUUGGUAGAUAAUUGGUGAAACCAUCCAGAGGUGAAAGACACUAUUUUCUGAUGACUGCGCAACUGAAAAUAUUAAACAAUUAUUGAAUGAGGAUGAGUAUGAUAUCGAGAAUUAUCACGAGGUUUGUGUUAUCUACCGAGGCUGAUGGAUGAUCUACAGAAGCCGAUGGCUUCAUCGUGUUUUCGCAGACAGAUUAUUUAUACCUUUUAGUUUGUUCAUCGUGAUUUGGCAGCGAGAAAUAUUCUUCUUGGUGAAGAUAAUGUUGCAAAAGUUUCUGACUUUGGUUUGGCGAGAGAUAUUGGAAAUGCUGAAGAAUAUGUACGCAGUAACCA
Paramuricea clavata is the source of this 6452-nucleotide messenger RNA. Lineage: Eukaryota; Metazoa; Cnidaria; Anthozoa; Malacalcyonacea; Plexauridae. The record is from the annotation of a GenBank genome assembly.